Molecule: messenger RNA, 1554 nt
Organism: Rubroshorea leprosula
Lineage: Eukaryota; Viridiplantae; Streptophyta; Magnoliopsida; Malvales; Dipterocarpaceae
Source: the annotation of a GenBank genome assembly
AUAUAUCACAGCUUUCCUUCUUUCUUCUUUCUUUCUUUCUUACUUUCUUUCUUACUUUCUUUCUUCAUCUUCCAAAUCAGAUAUAUUUCGGAGUCAAAUUAAGAUGUAUAAAGCCAAUAAUAAUAUAGAUACAGAGCAUGGAUAUGUGGAAACUGAUCCUACUGGUCGGUAUGGUAGAUUCGAACAAGUGCUUGGGAAAGGAGCAAUGAAAACAGUGUACAAAGCAAUUGAUGAGGUCCUUGGAAUGGAGGUGGCAUGGAACCAGGUAAAGCUGAAUCAGGUGCUGCGCUCUCCUGACGAUUUGGAGCGGCUGUACUCUGAAGUUCACCUCCUUAGCACUCUCAAUCAUGACUCCAUCAUUAAUUUCUACACCUCCUGGAUUGAUGUUCAUCACCACAACACCUUCAACUUCAUCACUGAAAUGUUUACUUCAGGAACUCUUAGAGAAUACAGGAAGAAAUAUAACCGAGUGGAUAUCAGAGCCAUUAAGAACUGGGCUCGCCAAAUAUUAGAGGGUCUUGUCUACCUGCAUGCUCAUGAUCCUCCUGUCAUUCAUAGGGACCUUAAGUGUGAUAAUAUUUUUGUCAACGGCCAUCUUGGAAAAGUCAAAAUUGGUGAUCUAGGACUUGCAGCGAUUCUCCAAGGAUCCCAAUCAGCACACAGUGUCAUAGGCACUCCUGAGUUUAUGGCUCCAGAACUAUAUGAAGAGGAUUACAAUGAACUAGUUGAUGUCUACUCAUUUGGGAUGUGCGUUCUAGAGAUGUUUACAUCUGAAUAUCCAUAUAGCGAAUGUGUCAAUCCUGCACAAAUUUACAAGAAAGUGACCUCGGGGAAACUCCCAAGAGCAUUCUACCAGAUUCAAGACUUGGAGGCACGGCGAUUUAUUAGACAAUGUUUAGAAAAUGCCUCAAACAGACCAACAGCAAAACAACUAUUCCUUGACCCUUUUCUGUGCUCGGAUCUGGGGCCUAUGAGAAAGCUUGGCAGUCCCAAGGCAUUUCUGAAUCCAAGGGAAAUCGACAAACUGCAUUUGAGUGAUGAUCCUGCAAAGACACAGAUGACAAUCACAGGGAAGCUCAAUCCUGAAGACGACACUAUCUUUCUUAAAGUACAAAUUGCAGAUAAAUUAGAUGGUUCUACCCGGAACAUAUAUUUUCCUUUUGACAUUGUAAAUGAUACACCAUUGGAUGUUGCAAUGGAGAUGGUGAAGGAGCUAGAGAUAACCGAUUGGGAGCCGUUUGAAAUUGCAGAAAUGAUUGAUGGUGAGAUUUCUGGUCUAAUGCCAGGACGGAGGAAACCGGACUUCUUUCAUCCUGAAGCCUACCAUACGUUUAACUACCAAGAAGAUGUCGAGGGGCCUCAUCAUCUAUUUAAAUCUUUCUCCUCAUGUUCUUCAUCCCAAGCAUCGUUGUCUGGCUUGAUGGCUCAUGGCUAUAGUUGUCCUCAAGGUAUGCCUUUUUGUUUACACAAUUAUACAUGAGAUGCAUCAUUAUUGUUCAACAUCAACACUGGCCUACUAAACUACUGGGUGGAAAUUAAACCCUUUGACUUUUG